CUCUUGCCUCUCCACACCCUCCCUUGUGCCUCUUCCUCACCUCGCAGGCAUCCGGCCCCUCGCCCGCCCGACACGCCUCCUCUCUCCCUCUCGCCCUCCUCCUGUGCACACACACACACACACAUAUACGCACACACGCACACACACUCCGGGCUCCCGUCUUCUCUUCGCCGGCGAUGUCCUCCGGCGCGCCACACCAUGAGGAUCACACCAGGACGGCGGCCAUGUCAAACCCGCUAGGCCGACGGCCGUCGACCGAAGAUCUCUUCCACCAGUUCCGCCAUAUUACCGGUCCGCCCUCCGAGAGGCCAUACAACCGCGAUGGGUAUCGGUACUGUUGGGCCGAGCUCGAUCCCCACCUGCCGAUCGCGCGCGAGCGCAUCCCCCCGGCGGUGGCCCUGUCGUUGGAAGACCGCGCGUCGGUGAUCCGCCUGUCGGAGGCCCCUCCCGGGAUUGGGGCGGCCCUGCCACCGGGCUUCCAUUGCGUGCAUGGGGGGGCCGGGGCCGGGCGAGCUGGCUGCCCGGCCGAUGCCCCGGCCCCCGACCCCGGCAUCCCAAACAACCCCCCGCCCGACCAGCCACCCGGCCCUUGGGAGGAAGAUGCGCAGGUGGUUUGCCGCCGGCGAGUGGCCUCCAUCGAAACCAGCGGCUACCGGUCCAUCCGGGCGACGCACUUUGCCGGCCCCGGGGCCGGGACCCUCUACUUUGAAGUGCGCCUGGAGCCGGCGAUCCCGGUCCGGCUGACGGCCGCCAGUGUGCUGGCCAGCCGGGCCUUUCGCGCGGCGGCCGCCGGCUGUGUCUCUCCUGGAGCGUCGCUUUCCUCGGCGCUGGCCUCCAACGACCAGAUCCUUGUCACCCUUGAAGGCCGGGUGGUCGGUGCCACCACCAAUGCCACCCAGGCGGCAUCCAUUGCCGCGGCGCACCUGCCAUCCCUGCUGCCACCGCCGCCACUGGCCCCGGGGCUGGUGCCGGCGCCUGCCACCUCUGGCGAUCUCCCCGCCGGGCGUGCCUCCGGCCGGCAGGCCGACCCGGCCGACGCCCUGGAGGAUAGCCUCCCCCGGCCGGCGGUGCGAGUCGGCGUGUCCACCCGCCAUGGAGCGCUGGAUGCGCCGGUGGGCGCGGAUGCCCACGGCUUCGGGCUGGUCCCGCACGCCGGCACCGUGGUGCAUGAUGCUCGCUGCCGGGCAUAUGGCCCGCCACUUGGGGAAUACCGCGCCGGCGAUGUGAUCGGCAUCCUCCUUCAUCUGCCCGGGGAUCCCGCCCUCGCGGUGGCCGCCCCAGUGGCACGCCGUGAGCGUGUUGUCAUUGUCAUGAAAAACCACCUCUUCUUCGAGGACCCGCCCAAUGCCCUGUCCACGGUCGAGGACAGCCCCACCGACGGGCAGCCCGGCUCACCAGGUCCCGGCAGCCUGUCCUUCCUGCACAAUGGCCGCUUCCUCGGGGAAGCCUUCACCAACCUGCCCCAGCAGCAGCACUUCUCCCCGACAAUCUCCCUGUAUUACGGCGCACGAGUGUCCGUCAACUUCGGGCCCAUCUUCGAUCGGCCACCCUGCCGGCAGCAACUUCCCGAACAUUUGCGCGAGUGGCGCCCCUUCUCGGAGCGCGUGCGCGACAGCGCCAUCGAGUGCACCGUCAACAACCUCCUUGAGCAAGUCCUCUUCCCGCGGGAUCUCCGGCAACGGCCCUCUCGGCAGGAGGCCCCGCCUUCAUAGCGCGCCCCGCACGCGAGGACCGAGUACAUCGGGCAGGAACCGACGCCGCUCCUCUCUACCUCCCUUUUAUAGACAGCAGCAAGCAGA
Fonticula alba is the source of this 1799-nucleotide messenger RNA. RefSeq lists its product as hypothetical. Gene Ontology annotation, molecular function: protein binding; transcription cis-regulatory region binding. Bases 177 to 1712 code for a protein of 511 amino acids. Gene Ontology annotation, cellular component: Set1C/COMPASS complex. The record is from RefSeq and is a predicted model, not a curated record. NCBI's taxonomy places the organism in Eukaryota, Rotosphaerida, Fonticulaceae. The transcript has 5 exons.